Emiliania huxleyi CCMP1516 is the source of this 609-nucleotide messenger RNA. RefSeq lists its product as hypothetical. The record is from RefSeq and is a predicted model, not a curated record. The transcript is spliced from 2 exons. NCBI's taxonomy places the organism in Eukaryota, Haptophyta, Isochrysidales, Noelaerhabdaceae. Bases 1 to 609 code for a protein of 202 amino acids.
AUGGAUAUCCGCCGAGCGCUGCACACCACCAUCUUCACUGACCACCAACGACAGGUGUGCGACUACGCGCUCGUCUACGCGGAGAAGAAGAACGACGGCGAAGCGCCGUACUCGGUCUCCUUCACCGCGACGCAGAGCGGCGACGUCAUCGUACAGCUGCACCCGCACUCGCAGCUCGAGCGCGCGGGCCGCGGUGCCAGGGGCCGUGCCGAUGCUGGACCCCGUCUCGUUGACAAGAACGCGCUGUCCGCGCGCGGCAGCGGGCCCUCGCGCCAGUCGCGCUCGCCGUCGCCCGACUCUCCGCCCGCCAAGCGGGCCGCCUCCGCUGACUCGUCCGGCUAUGAAACCGAUACGCCGGACGAGGUGCAGCAGGAGGCGGUCCGCAGGGUAUGCGGCGCGCUCGGCAUGAGGGAGCAGUUCGAGGCGGCGAUGGCGGCGGGCGAGCUGCUCGAGAUGCUCGAGAGCUUGCCGCGAGGGGCGGUCGAGGCCUCCGUUCGGCUGAUGCGCGGUUACAACCGCACGGGCGAGUGGCCAGAGCCCAUCCUCACCAGCCCUGCCCCGCAGCGCGGCCGCUCGCCAAGCCCCGUCGAUGAGUGGUCAGAUGGUUAG